Mirounga angustirostris (Northern elephant seal) is the source of this 5721-nucleotide messenger RNA. It is a transcript of the gene AGBL2, whose product is annotated as AGBL carboxypeptidase 2. Lineage: Eukaryota; Metazoa; Chordata; Mammalia; Carnivora; Phocidae. Gene Ontology annotation, biological process: proteolysis. Bases 935 to 3526 code for a protein of 863 amino acids. Gene Ontology annotation, molecular function: metallocarboxypeptidase activity; zinc ion binding. The transcript has 18 exons. The record is from RefSeq and is a predicted model, not a curated record.
GGGAGAGAAAAUCCUAAGCACACUCCUCGGGGAGCCCGAGCCAAGGCAGGGCCUGAGAUCAUGACCUGAGCCCAAGCCAAGAAUAGGAUGCUUAAGGAAGUUAAGAAUAUUUUUGAGGACCACUAACUGGCAUUGUAUUCACCAAUCCAAUUUCGGUGCCCCAGAAGCGGGGCUGCAACAUCGGAUGAAAGGAGCAAUGCGUCUGAAAAACCGGAGGCUGGCGCACCCGGGUACAUUUCCCAGGGUCCCACCCGGCCCGGGAGGCGGGGCCUCGCUCCCCGGAAGCGUCCUGCCGCCCUGCCCUCCCGUUUCCGCCUCGCGGUUGCUAGGCUACCGGGGCCCUAGCCGACUGCGGUGGCGGGCGAGCGCUGGGAGCGUGUUCUCUGCUUGCUGCGAGGCUCGGCCGCUGUCCCCUGCAGUGCGGUGGCCUCCCGCCUCGCUUUGGCGUCUCUGCCGCGGCAGGCGCGGCGCACACCCCUGCUGCCGCAGACAGGCCGGGAGCGGAGGGGAAUCGCACCCUUCCCUCUGCCCUCCUAGGAAAUCUCUACGCUCCCUCUCCGACUCUUCAGAGAAACUACCCCUCCUCACCUUCCCCGGCACCAGGAAGCCCUGAACCCCUGAAUUCCAUUUUCAGGGCCCACUUCCCGGGCCCCUGACCUUUCUUAUCUACUCCGAGGCAACUCCGUUGGAUCCCUCCAUCCCCAUUUCUUUCACUUUCUUGUUGCGUCCUGGUGGUGGGCAUCUCCCUCCUCCGAGAGGGAAGCAUGGGAGCCCCAAGGGUCCAGGUGCCGCGGGAGGCCCAGACUGGAAGACAAGCCGCCCUCCCUCAUUCCUCAGCUUCUGUGUAAUCAGCUGCCCUUUUGGAAACUGGGCAGGGGUUGUGGCCGGAUGCCGGUGUCACUGACUUGUCUUCAGCAUACCAUGCAGAAGUAACAUGUUCCCAGCAUUGGAAACCGAGCUAAAGCAGGAGGCUCUUCCUGAUCCCUAUGAAGAUUUUAUGUACCAUCAUCUUCAAUACUAUGGCUACUUUAAAGCUCAGAGAGGCAGUUUACCAAACUCAGCCACGCACCAGCAUGUUUGGAAGAAGAAUCCUCGCUACCUGGUGAGUGGCUCUUUUGGGGAAAGAGAGGAUGUGAUACCAGACCCGCUGCAAAAGGAGAAGCUACUAUGGCCCACCUGUCUAUCUUCAGCUGUGCACAGACAGUUAGAUGCUGUGAGCAGAGAUUCCCUCAUGCUCGGUUCACCACUUAAGAGCAGACAACUUCUUCAUGAUGAAUUUGGCGAAGUAAACCCAUGUCUCCGAGAACCCCGAGAUCUCUUUGCUGCCUUCUCUAGCAGCGGGCUACUGCAGGCUCCAAGGUGGCCGAUAGAAUGUGAGGUCAUCAAGGAAAACCUUCAUCAUAUCGAGUGGGUUCCACCUCAACCAGAAUAUUUCUAUCAACCUACAGGAAAUGAAAAGUUACCAGAAAUUGUAGGAGAAGAUAAAGGCACAGUUGUCUAUCAAUUAGAUUCAGUACCCACUGAAGGUUCCUAUUUCACCAGUUCCAGAGUGGGAGGUAAGCGAGGGAUUAUCAGGGAGCUUGCCGUCACGCUGCAGGGACCCGAGGAUAAUACUCUCCUGUUUGAGUCAAGGUUUGAGAGCGGGAAUCUGCAAAAAGCUGUCAGAGUAGAUACCUAUGAGUAUGAACUCACCUUGCGAACUGACCUCUAUACAAACAAACACACUCAGUGGUUUUAUUUUCGUGUUCAGAACACUAGAAAAGAUGCCACCUACCGCUUCACCAUUGUCAACUUGCUCAAACCCAAGAGCCUUUACACUAUAGGGAUGAAGCCACUCAUGUACUCCCAGUUGGAUGCCAGCACCCACAACAUUGGCUGGAGGAGAGAAGGAAAUGAAAUCAGGUACUAUAAGAACAACAGGGACAAUGGACAGCAGCUCUUUUACUGUCUCACGUGGACCAUUCAGUUUCCACACGACCAGGACACUUGCUUCUUCGCACACUUCUACCCGUAUACAUACACUGAUUUACAAUGCUACCUGCUGUCAGUGGUGAACAACCCCGUCCAGUCUCAGUUCUGCAAACUCCGAACUUUAUGCAGGAGCCUAGCAGGAAAUACCGUCUACCUGCUUACCAUCACCAACCCAGCCCGGACCCCGCAGGAGGCGGCUGCCAAGAAAGCCGUGGUCUUGAGCGCCCGAGUCCACCCUGGAGAAAGUAAUGGCUCGUGGAUCAUGAAGGGCUUUUUGGACUUCAUCCUUAGCAACUCCCCAGAUGCGCAGCUCCUCAGAGAUAUCUUUGUCUUCAAAGUGGUUCCUAUGUUAAAUCCAGAUGGAGUGAUCGUGGGGAAUUACCGGUGUUCACUGGCGGGACGGGACUUGAACAGGCAUUAUAAAACCAUUCUGAAGGAGUCUUUCCCUUGCAUCUGGUACACCAGGAACAUGAUCAAAAGGCUUCUGGAAGAAAGGGAGGUUCUCUUGUAUUGUGAUUUCCAUGGCCACAGCCGCAAGAAUAAUAUCUUCUUGUACGGCUGCGGCAGCAGCAAUCGCAAGCACUGGCUUCACGAGCGAGUCUUUCCUUUAAUGUUAAGCAAAAAUGCACCGGAUAAGUUCUCUUUUCAUAGUUGUAACUUUAAGGUGCAAAAGUGCAAGGAAGGAACGGGCCGAGUUGUGAUGUGGCGCAUGGGGAUCCUCAACAGCUACACCAUGGAGUCUACCUUUGGGGGGUCCACCCUGGGCAAUAAAAGAGAUACUCACUUUACCACUGAGGAUCUGAAGUCUCUAGGUUACCAUGUUUGUGACACCCUUCUGGAUUUCUGUGAUCCUGACCGAACCAAGUUCAUGCAGUGUUUAGCAGAGCUUAAAGAGCUCUUACAACAGGAGAUCCGUAAGAAAUUCAAUGAACUUGGACAAGAUAUGGAUUUAGAAGGAAGUUGGAGUGACAUCUCUUUGUCUGACAUUGAAUCCAGCACCAGUGGUUCUGACAGUUCCCUCUCAGACGGUCUCCCUCUUCACCUACUGAACAUAGCACAUGAGGUGAAUCAAAAGAAGAAGAUGUAUAAGAAGAAAAAAAAGAAGCCACUUCAGACGAGGAAACAGCGAAAUGAACAGUAUCAGAAAAAUAAUUUGAUGAGGGAGUUAAAGUUAACGGAAGAUGUCCCGGAAAGGGCAGGGUUUGCUUCUACUCUGCAAAAACAGCCUACCUUUUUCAGAAAUUCAGAGAAUGCCAGUUCUUCCACGAUGCGAAAUGACAAACCAAGGUUGAAUGAGCUACGUGGGAGAGACAAGGGCACCUCCCUGGGCCCAUCAAAAAUGGCCUCCUUGAUCCUGACGAAGAAUACAGAGAGAAUGCAGACAGAGAAGCCAGGAUUCACAGUGUCAUGCUCUCCAAAGAGAAGCGCAAAUCCCAGCCAAGAGCCGGUUCCAGAUAGGAAGCCAAACUGGUCCAGGAACAGAUAUCCUGCCACAAAGAGAAGCCGCGCCACCAUGACAGUGUACCCAUCCUUGCACAUAUACACAUACCCAUAGGCUGCCAUGUUUUGGGUCAGACACAUUCUGUAAUGAGGGGAGUUGUAUGAUUGGGAGCUUCGUUCACUUGCGGUAUACUGUGUCGUGUGUUCAUCAUGCACUGACCUUACUACACCAGGGGCUCCCAUUGCAUGCAAGCCCUCACGAUACAUACCUCAUGAAUUAGAUUACUUUUUUUUAAAGUAAAUUUUAUUAUGAUGUAUAGAAAAGCUUCCUUUGUCAGAAAUUGAAGUGUGUGCUCAUGAACCUACAGCCCAGAUACACAUUUUAACCAGUAGACAUUCUCUCUAAAAUUAUGUGCAAAUCAAUUUUAAGAGUUCAAAUUCUAUUUUAAACAUAUUCUGAGAGUGUGCUUUGUUCAAAAAAAGUCUUCCGUCAAAGCUUUCUAGCAAUGAAUGGUCAAUGAUUUAUCAGGUUUGCUCAUGCUAAGGUGUUACCACAUAGAGAAAACAAUUCAUGUAUUAGCCAGAGUUUAGUAUGACAUAUAUCAUGUUCAACACGGUUACGUACAUUUUUUAACCCACUGAUUAAAAUUCUUUCUCUCUAGCCAAUUGUUUCCUUUGAUCGGUUAACUGCAUCACCUUACGUGAACAGGUGUUUUAUAUUUUUAGCUUUCUCUCGAGCAGCAAGCACAGCCUGCCAACUGCAGCCUGUCAUGUCCACAUGCUGGGGUCGUGUUGAAGAAGGGUCACUUGAGUUCAUGCCAGGCCUCCUGUUUUUACUUUCCCCUCUUCCUAUCACAUCGGAUUGAAAGUUUCCCGGUGUAUUUUUCACUAUCACUUGUAAACUCCGUCAGCCACCACCAUGACCUGGAUGACUAAUGAUUAGAACCACAUGGCAACACAAAUUUUAGUACAAGUCCAGUGUUUGUGCUUUUUUUUUUAAUAUUUGAUUUAUUUAUUUGACACAGAGAGAUCACAAGGAGGGGGGCAGGGCAGAGGGAGAGGGAGAAGCAGGCUCCUGGCCGAGCAGGGAGCCUGAUGUGGGGCUUGAUUCCAGGACCCUGGGAUCAUGACCUGAGCCGAAGGCAGACACUUAACCGGCUGAGCCACCUAGGUGUCCCUUUUUUUUUUUAAUUAAUAGACUUUAUUUUGAGAACAGUUUUAGAUUUACAGAGAAAUUGAGGACACAGAACAGAGAAUUCCCAAAUACUGCCCACCCCACAUCCUGCCUCACACACUGCAUGAGUCUUUUUAAAGGUGAUGAUAUCUGCUGAGCUCUUUUUUGUUUGUUUGGUUUGGUUUCUAAUAGAGAAUACUUCACGAACUUCCGUGUCUUCCUUCUGCAGGCCAUGCUAAUCUUCUCAGUAUCUGUAUCUACUUCAGUGUAUGUGCUGCCAAAGGGAGCCUCUGCCCUUCUCCUAUUCCAUACCUUACUCACACCCUAAAACCUAAAUUCACACCUGAAAACUCAGCAUUUUAAGUAUCUAGAAAGCACACAGCCAAAACCCCACUUUUUGUCCCAAAGAGGAUAUCUUUCAAGGACAAAUCCCUAAACAGUUACAAACCGCUGAGGGCAAACCUUUGAAAGUUGUUCGGAAAUACUUGUUUUUGCUUCAAAUAAUUUUGGAUAAAGUUUAUAAAAAGCACCCCAGUAUGAUGAUAUUUUUGGAAUAAAAAAUCAGAAUGUGCAGGGGCACCUGGGUGGCUCAGUCGGUCAAGCCUCCGACUCUUGAUUUCAGCUCAGGUCCAUGAUCUCAGGGUCGUGGGAUUGAGCCCCGUAUCGGGCCCCACGCUCAGCUCAGAGUCUGCUUGUCUCUGUCCCUCUGCUUCUCCCCCCAUCUCAUGUGCACUCUCUCUAAAAUAAAUUUAAAAAUAAAAUCUUAAAACAUAAAUAAGUUAAUCUUUAAAAAAAUCAGAAUAUGUGAUCAGAUUCUUCCCCCAAACUUACAAGAUUUAUUUUUCAUAAAACAUGCCCUUUUAUAUUCAACACUGAGGAUUUUAUGGUCUGAGAUGAUUGGUAAGAGUGAGUUGGCAACAAUGUAUAGAAAAGAAUCAUAAAAUAGUUAUUGUACUUCAUCCAUUAAACUAUUUGGAGUAAUGGAGUGAUGAAAUUUUGCCUGCUUAAGCAAUCAAGAUCUGUGGAGUUAUGAUCAUGGGCAGAGGGGGAGGGAGAGGGAAAGGGAGAGAAUCUCAAGCAGACUCCACGCUCAGCACAGAGCCCAACACGGGACUUGAUCUCAGGACCCUGAGAUC